UGCUUUCAAUAGACUCCUUCCCAUCACUUUAUCCCACUAUAAAAACAAUUCGAGCGGAGCAACAAUCACUAUCUAUGACUUCACGACAAGAACGCAGACCAACGCACAACGCUACCAGCAAACCGCACAGAGAUUAACAACCUUUAAAGAUUAAAAUCAGUCUGAUUUACCGAAAAAUAGUUAACCUUUAAAAAAGCUCUGAAAACAAGAAAUAAUGGAAGAGACGUCUCGUUUUGGAGGACUGCAUCCUCAAAUGGACAACAUCGCAGUUCGAGCAGCCUGUACGAUUCCUAAGGGUAGCACCACAGCCCCCUAUCCUGGUCCUUGCACGAUCGGACUUAGGACAUCUGACCUAAGGGUUGUACAUUACGUUAUCGAGGCUCGCUCGGUGAACGGUGAGAUCCUAGCAGACGCAGAACGCACAAGAGAUUGGAUGCUAUACGUUCUCCCGGCACGUGACAAUUUGGAGCAAAAUCUAGAGGCUGUCAAACAUAUCUCAGGUCACAUAUUAUUCCGCGCAAUAAGGGAGGUGAAAACAGGAGAGCUGCUUUCCGUAUGGUAUAGUGAAGAGCUUGCGCAAGAAAUGGCAAUUCCAAACCUACAGAAACAACACUCAACAGAUAACAGAAAGUUCAACUGUCUGAGCUGCGAUAAAACAUACGACUAUCCAAACUCCUUGAGGGCUCAUAUACGAUACAGAUGCAUAGCCCAUAGUCAAAUUCCAAAGAUCCCAAUGCAGCCAACUGUUCUAAAGACCCCAACCGCACAUAAUGAUCACCUACGACGUAUCGGGGUACUAGGCACAGAUGGCAAUACGCAACUAACAAAACCCGAACCUGUUUCUCCAAAUAGUGUAUCUUCAAUGAGUCCAAAUCACAUGCCUUUGAACUUUAGUACGAAAUCAGCAUUCAAGCGCCUUAAAACUGAAGAUGUGAAACUUGACCAGGACAGUUCGGUUAGUGACGCCAACAGAGCACCAAUCGGAGGACCGCCAGGAUCUACGCAGUCUGAACUCGAAGUACCGCAUAUGUCUCCUUUUGUGGAGCCCUUGUACAGAUAUUACUAUUACUCAUUGUAUCCGCAUCUUUAUCAACGAUACAUGGUUGAUCAUUUUGAGGCAAAUAAGCAGACUCGAGGACGGCCCGUAUAUCGUCCAUGUAAGAACGACAAUUUUCCGACGAUGCCAACGCCUGCGGUUGGAAUGCGAGAUGAAGAUCAAUUUAUGGCCGACAGACAGAUUCCUGAAGCCAACGCGUCAUUCUCGCAGGAUGCUGUGACAUUACCAUAUCGCUUUCCUUUGCCAUCAGAUAAACACGAGCCUUUAGAUCUUCUGCCUCGUUCUUUGUACGUCAGCAAAUCCCGUAAAGGACAUUUAUGCAUUUACUGCGGCAAAUUAUACUCGAGGAAAUAUGGACUAAAAAUUCAUUUGCGUACACACACCGGAUACAAACCUUUGAAAUGCAAAGUUUGUUUCCGUCCUUUUGGUGAUCCUAGCAACCUAAAUAAGCAUAUAAGGUUACAUGCAGAGGGAGACACCCCUUACAGGUGUGAUCACUGCGGAAAAGUUCUCGUCCGUAGACGGGACCUUGAACGCCACAUCAAAUCUCGUCAUCCAGACGCUAACUUUAUUUCCGAAGACGUUAACUCAAAAGGUGUAUACAAUGUAUCAAAUGCAACUGAUGACAAUACUGCUGUCAAUAAAAUUAGCAUUUGUGAGAACACUUUUGGUAUUGACAUUGAAGGAGAUGAUAGGGACGCUGAAAUAGAAGUUGUAUAAAAGUUUAAAAUAACAAUCUGUAUAUACUUUGUUAUAUUGUAUUUUAAAUAUGUGAUAAAUAAAACGUCAGAGAACGGGACCAAAGAGUGCAAUACUAGUCUACUUUAAAAUAAUCAGUCGCAGAAAUUAUUGUAAGUUCUUUUAUCGUUGCUUUCAUUGUACCAGUCUUAUAUCUGUAAAUAUGAAAAUGUAGUGAUAUUGAUAAAUAAUGUAUUUGUUCAAUAAAUUAGCA
Owenia fusiformis is the source of this 2009-nucleotide messenger RNA. The record is from the annotation of a GenBank genome assembly. NCBI's taxonomy places the organism in Eukaryota, Metazoa, Annelida, Polychaeta, Sabellida, Oweniidae.